AUGUCUCUUCAGUACAAUAAACCGUAUGAGUUGAGAACCACAUCCAUCCCCCAAAUCGGGGACCGAGAGCUCCUCGUCAAGAUCCGGGCAGCUGGUUUCUGUCACUCAGACUUACAACCAGCGGGUAUUAUUGUCCAGAUUGGCAAAAAUUGCGCAGCAGACAAAUGGCAAGUCGGGGACAGAGUCGGGAUUUUGAACUUCAAGCGAGCAUGUUCGAAAUGCGUCGGUUGUGUCUUGUCGAAACGUGAAUACGGCACUUUGGACCCCAGGUUCUGCGACACGCGGGAGAUGGCCGGUUUCAAGGACGACGGGGCGUUUGCCGAAUACAUGGUGGCCGACCCGGAAACGACGGUGCAUUUGCCUGCCUCGCUCUCCUUUGAGCAAGCAGCGCCAUUGAUGUGCGCUGGUGUAAGUCGUGGCUACGGUAUGGGGGCACUAGAAAAGGCCACAACGGGAUUGAAGUCGGGCGACACCGUCGCCAUUGAUAGUCGACCCGAAGGCAGACGACUCGCCAGUGAAGUUCCGAGCUCUAACUUGACGCCAGACCUGGUGAUCGACUCCACGGUACCAGACGCUUCGGCAAAAAUACUCGAAUUCACCAACGGAGAGGGUUUGGCCGCAGCGGUUGUGUGUACUGAUUCCUUGUCUGCGACUGAGUGGGCUUUGACACUUUUGCGCAUUGGCGGCACUAUUAUACUGCUUGGCUUGCCCCCGCAAAAGUCGCGCUUCGAUCCAGAGAUUAUUGUAUUUCGAGAGUUGGUCCUGAGAGGAAGUUAUGUUGCUAGUAGAGAAUCGACGGAGAGGAUGAUGGCUAUGGUGGAUAAGAGCGGGGUUAGGUCACGACUUACCAUCGUCCCGUUCGACGAAGUGGUGAGCAUCGUGGACGCCUACCAGGAUAAGUCUUUCAAGAGUCGAUUAGUGGUGCAGGUUUCCAACGACUGA
Pseudomassariella vexata is the source of this 942-nucleotide messenger RNA. Its product is annotated as alcohol dehydrogenase GroES-like domain-containing protein. Lineage: Eukaryota; Fungi; Ascomycota; Sordariomycetes; Amphisphaeriales; Pseudomassariaceae. The record is from RefSeq and is a predicted model, not a curated record. The transcript has 3 exons. Bases 1 to 942 code for a protein of 313 amino acids.